Molecule: messenger RNA, 1406 nt
Organism: Bactrocera oleae (olive fruit fly)
Lineage: Eukaryota; Metazoa; Arthropoda; Insecta; Diptera; Tephritidae
Source: RefSeq, a predicted model, not a curated record
UUAGUGUGUUUUGUUUAUUUCUACGUGUAAUUCUUUCUUGUUGUAAGAGUUUUUGUAAACACUAUUUUGAAGCGAUUUUUGAAGGGUUUUCCUCGAAAUAUAGCCUUACACAACUAUCCGUUGCAAGAACACACAGUGAAAACCAGCGAUGGCUAUUUACUCAGCAUCUAUCGCAUACCAGCAAUGGUGAGAGCUCACUCAGGACCUGCCAAAAGAAACGAAGUCGUACUAUUACAACAUGGUUUCACGCUCUCUUCUGAUGUAUGGGUGCUGCGCGGCCCCAAAGAAGACCUACCUUACUUACUUGCCGAUGCUGGUUACGACGUCUGGCUGAGCAAUCAGCGUGGCAAUGAGUAUGGACACAAACACAGUAACUUAGAUCCCAUAGUGGAUAGAAAAUACUUUUGGAAUUUCACCUGGCACGAAAUGGGCUACUAUGACCUGCCUAAUAUAGUAGAUUAUAUACUUCAUGAAACCGAUGAAAAGUCUUUGCACUAUGUAGGUUAUUCACAGGGUGGCUUGGUUGCGUUAGUACUGCUGAUGACACGACCCGAAUAUGCCGAAAAAUUUAAAUCAUUGCAAUUCACUGCGCCCACUGUCUAUAUGCGGAAUCUCAGUGUGCCGGUGCCUGCUUCGUGGAUCGGUAAGCUGCGAAACUAUUUGUCACACUUCCUAGAUUGGUGGGGCUAUGGCGAAACACUGCAAUUUGCGCGUUGGAAUUUGCAUAAACGGAUGUGUAAGGCGGUUUGUGCCGAUGGCGCCUGGCUCAGACCGAUUUUUAAGAAAAUAUUUGGUAUGAUCGGUGGACCGGUGGCUGCGAAUGAGGAUUAUGAGCAUAUCUUAACGGAAAUUUGUAAGAGUGUACCGGUGGGCGCUUCUAGCAAGCAACUGCUUCACUAUAUGCAGUUAUACGCCUCGGGCGGUUUCACGCAAUUCGACUAUGGCAGUGCUGAUCGUAAUUUACGCCAAUACGGUCAAGUGGUGGCACCCAGUUACAAUGUGAGCUCCAUUAAAAAUUGCAUAUCGAUAUAUUAUAGUGAAACUGAUAAAAUGUGCGGAGCGGAAGAUGUGCGUCAGCUCGGGAGAGAUCUGCAGUGUGCAGAGCUGCAUCUUUUGCCUUAUGCGGCAUGGAAUCAUGGAGAUUUUGUAUGGUCGCGCUAUGCUCGGCAUGCGCUGCAUGAACCUAUCAUAGCGAAAAUUGACGCUUGGCGGGAUGGUAUGAAAAUGAGAAUUGCGCACUGACACGGAAAACUCAGAAAGUUUAGGCUAACGGUUUGUUUGUAAUUUAUAAAUAUUAUUAUAUUUAUUUUCUCUUAUUGAGAAGCUGGUUGAUUUAAAUUUAAAUAAUUUAUUUGUUCUCAAAAUUAUUGUGCAAUAAAGUUUUAAGAAUUGAAUAUAAUUUCUCU